Molecule: messenger RNA, 497 nt
Organism: Triplophysa rosa
Lineage: Eukaryota; Metazoa; Chordata; Actinopteri; Cypriniformes; Nemacheilidae
Gene: mzt1
Product: mitotic spindle organizing protein 1
Exons: 2
Coding region: 243-482 (79 amino acids)
Biological process (GO): mitotic spindle assembly; gamma-tubulin complex localization; microtubule nucleation by interphase microtubule organizing center
Cellular component (GO): interphase microtubule organizing center; centrosome; gamma-tubulin ring complex
Source: RefSeq, a predicted model, not a curated record
CGUUGGAUGCAACCCGCCAAGAAGAACAAAAAGAAAACGAAGAAGAAACGAAGUUCAACAACAACGACUAGCGCUAAACGUCAGUGCAACCUCUAUAAAUUAAAGUGUGUACAUAUCUCGUCAAAUUAUGAGGAACAUUGGAAUUUAAAAUAACGGAUGUGUCGACGUCGCCUGGUUGGAAAAUAUAAUUUUGAAUUUGGCUUUUAGCAAUUAAUUUAGUCCAGCUUUAGCACAGUAGCAUCAUGGCUAGUCCUGCGAGUACAAAUAUGAAUGCUGUCCGCGAGACUAUGGAUGUGCUCCUGGAAAUGUCAAGGCUUCUGAAUACAGGAUUAGACAUGGAGUCUUUAGCCAUAUGUGUGCGCCUCUGCGAACAGGGGAUCAAUCCGGAGGCCCUGUCAUCAGUUAUUAAGGAACUUAAAAGAGCUUCUGAAUCUUUAAAGGUAAGCAAUACACUAGAAUUACCAGAGGAUGGUAUAAUUUAGUGAUGCACCGGAAUG